This is a messenger RNA of Rhodotorula toruloides NP11, 1449 nucleotides long. Its product is annotated as serine-tRNA ligase. The transcript is spliced from 9 exons. The record is from RefSeq and is a predicted model, not a curated record. Gene Ontology annotation, molecular function: serine-tRNA ligase activity; tRNA binding; ATP binding. NCBI's taxonomy places the organism in Eukaryota, Fungi, Basidiomycota, Microbotryomycetes, Sporidiobolales, Sporidiobolaceae. Bases 1 to 1449 code for a protein of 482 amino acids. Gene Ontology annotation, cellular component: cytosol. Gene Ontology annotation, biological process: seryl-tRNA aminoacylation.
AUGGGUAUCGAUUUGCAGCUCCUCCAGAAUGACAAGGGCGGCGACUUUGAGGGCGUGUGCGCGUCGCAGAAGAAGCGCUUCGCUUCCGAGGAGCUCGUGCACGAGGUUCUCGCGAUGUACAAGGAGUGGACGAAGACCCAAUUCGACACCCAGCAGUUGCAGAAGGAGGUCAACAAGAUCCAGAAGGACAUCGGCGCCUGCAUGAAGGCGAGUCGCCAACAGGACAUGAAGGACGCGGCGAAGAAGGAGGAAGCGAGCAAGAAGGUUGAGGAGCUCAAGGCGCAGAAGGCAGACAUGGACGCCAAGAUUGUCGGUCUUCGGGCGCAGGCGGUUGAGCAGGAGACGGCAAUGCGCAGGAAGGGCAACACGAUCGGCAACAUUGUUCACGAAAGUGUGCCGGUCAGCGACAACGAGGACAACAACAAGGUUGAGCGGACGUUCUACCCGAAGGACGCGAACGGCGACUCGGCACCUCCUGUCAAGGGAGCCGGUUUGACCAUGAAGGAGGGCGUUCUUUCGCACCACGAAGUCAUGUACCGGUUGGGCAUGCUCGAGAUGGAGCGAGGCACCAAGGUCGCUGGCCACCGCGGCUACUACCUCGUCGGUGAUGGUGUCGACCUCAACCAGGCGCUUAUCACCUACGGCCUCGACUUCCUGCGCAGCAAGGAGUACAAGAAGGUCCAGCCUCCCUUCUUCAUGAACAAGGCGAUGAUGGGCAAGACGGCGCAGCUCGAGGAGUUUGACGAGGCGCUGUACAAGCUUGAGGGCUCGAACGAGGAAACGGAGAAGUACCUCAUCGCGACGUCUGAGCAGCCCAUCUCGGCCAUGCACGCCGACGAGUGGUUCGAGAAGCCGUCCGAGCAGCUCCCGAUCAAGUACGCCGGUUACUCGACCUGCUUCCGUAAGGAGGCCGGCUCGUCUGGUCGCGAUGUCCUCGGUGUCUUCCGUGUCCAUCAAUUCGAGAAGGUUGAGCAGUUCUGCAUUACCGACCCGUCCUCUUCCUGGGAGAUUUUCGACCAGAUGAUCGCCAACUCUGAAGAGUUCUACCAGUCCCUCGGCCUCCCCUACCAGCUCAUCUCUAUCGUCUCUGGCGCGCUCAACAACGCCGCUGCGAAGAAGUACGACCUCGAGGCCUGGUUCCCUCACCAGGGCGAGUACAAGGAGCUCGUCUCCGUCUCGAACUGCACGGACUACCAGUCCCGCAGCCUCGAGGUCCGCUGCGGAAUCAAGAAGCAGGGCGACACGCGCAAGGUCUACGUCCACAUGCUCAACGGCACUCUCUGCGCCACCGAGCGAGCAUUGUGCUGCAUCGUCGAGAACUACCAGACUCCCGAGGGUGUCAUGAUCCCCGAGCCUAUGCAGAAGUACAUGCAGGGCAGAACAUUCCUCCCGUAUGUGCGCGAGCUCCCGACUACAGCGGCGCAGAAGCCGGCGAAGCAAAAGCACUGA